Oppia nitens is the source of this 1237-nucleotide messenger RNA. RefSeq lists its product as uncharacterized. The coding region runs from base 30 to 1199 and encodes 389 amino acids. The transcript is spliced from 4 exons. Gene Ontology annotation, molecular function: protein binding. The record is from RefSeq and is a predicted model, not a curated record. Lineage: Eukaryota; Metazoa; Arthropoda; Arachnida; Sarcoptiformes; Oppiidae.
UUCACUAUUGUUAUUGUCAUUACUAUUCAAUGAAUAGAUCUUUACCUAUAGUCUCAUCAAUCUAUGUGUUGAUUCACUAUCGGCGACGACAACUACACCAACGACAACAACAACAUACAAAUGAAAACCGUUUGGUUGUUACCAAUCAGUCGUCGUCGACUGCAAUCAUCAAUCAAUGGUCAGUGUUUUCGUCUUGUAAUAGUCUAAGAAAAGCACAUUUAGUGCAAGCGUUUAGCAAUCAAUGGUUUGAGCCGUUUGUAGCGAUUAAGCCCCGGUUCGCCAAAGCCGACGAGACAUCCUAUCCGCACGGAUACGUUGGUCCGCUGAAAGUGCUCGGAUCGGGCUAUAUAUUUGACGACCAGAGAGGCCUAAUUGUUACGCAUAUCAAAUCGGUUGCCUACUAUACGCUGGUCAAAGUUCGUAUGAGUAAUGGCCAACAUCUUAACGGUCGGGUAGCUCUGCGAAUGGCUGACCAACAACUGGCCAUUAUUAAACUGGACGACGACAGUAUCAAAGAGUAUGGCCGACCGUUGCGUUCGGCCGAUUGCGAAGAUUUGGUCGACCAACAGACGGCCAUCGGUCAACAGAUCUAUGCGGUAGCCAAUGCUGGACCGUUUGUCCAGUGUUUGACUGUCGGCCGAAUUGGUCGAAUACAGAAUCUUAAGGACGGCCUGUUUUCACAUUCGGCCGAUUUGGAUAACGACUCGUACGGAAAUCCAUUGGUCAACAGAUACGGCAAACUAAUUGGUUUCAAUUUAAAUAGAUAUAAUGUAUUUAGAAAUCAGGCCAUAACCACCAAAAUAGUUAAUGAAUACUUGGACAAAGUAGAGAACCUGUUGGUCGACGAAAUGCGGGCCUUCGGUCUGGUGGUCAGUUGGUUUGACGGUAAGAAUAGACAUGAACUAAACAAUUAUAUCAGAAGCAAACAUACCGGUCCAAAUCCGGUACCCGAAAUACAUCCCAAUGCAGUACCCGGCGCUGUUGUUAUGCUUAUCACUAUGGGAUCGACAGCUCACAAACAGUUGAAAAUUGGUGACGUUAUUACACGAAUAGACGGUACAAAUGUCCGAUCGUUGGCCGAUAUGUACGAUCCGUUGAACGACGACUACGAUUGUCGGAUAGAGUUUUGGCGCAACGGUAACGACAAACCCGAAUCGGUAAUCGUUAGGCGCACCGACAAAAUCAGUCGAUUUGUUUAAAGGGGUGGGAAAGGGAUCAGUCAGUCGGGUGGUUGGUU